Cyprinodon variegatus (sheepshead minnow) is the source of this 3521-nucleotide messenger RNA. RefSeq names its product spondin-1-like (gene spon1b). The record is from RefSeq and is a predicted model, not a curated record. The transcript is spliced from 16 exons. Gene Ontology annotation, cellular component: extracellular matrix. Bases 1 to 2343 code for a protein of 780 amino acids. NCBI's taxonomy places the organism in Eukaryota, Metazoa, Chordata, Actinopteri, Cyprinodontiformes, Cyprinodontidae. Gene Ontology annotation, biological process: cell adhesion.
AUGGGAAUAUAUCUGCAUCUGCUGCUCUUGCAGAGCUAUUUUGUCUCGAAUUUUGUGUGCAAUGCCGUGGCUUUCGUGGAGGAGCCCGCCGGAGGCAGGUCGGACGGGUACUGCGGGCGGAUCCUUCGGGCGCAAACGCAGGGGACCCGGAGAGAAGGGCACCAUGAGUUCAGGCUUAGGGUAGAGGGAGACCCGGAGACCUACCUGCCGGGCAGCACAUACAGAGUGGUGCUUCUGGCGAGCAGCCCUGCUUAUUUCAGAGGCUUCACCCUCAUCGCACUGAAGGAGGGCAGAGAGGGCACCACAGAUGACGACUACGCCGGCCAAUUCCAGAUUAUCGAUGAUGAUGAGACUCAGUUCAUGACCAACUGUCCUCCUGCAGUGACAGAGAGCACGCCACGCAGAAGAACCAGAAUACAGGUGUUUUGGACCGCACCGCCCAGUGGUACUGGCUGCGUUAUUCUCAAGGCCAGUAUUGUUCAGAAAAGAGUCAUCUAUUUCCAGGAUCAAGGUUCACUCACCAUUCGACUUUGUGAGAAAGAGCGUGUUCUUGGUGAAGUGACUGAAGUACCUGCCAUUGAAUGCUGCGCCUGUGGAACGGCCAAAUACAGACUCACCUUCUAUGGCAACUGGUCAGAAAAAAUACAUCCAAAAGACUAUCCAAGACGUGCCAACCACUGGUCUGCCCUGAUUGGUGCAUCACACACCAGGAGUUAUGUGCUGUGGGAAUACGGUGGCUAUGCUAGCGAGGGAGUUCGACAGGUAGCUGAGCUUGGCUCCCCCAUCAAGAUGGAAGAAGAGAUUCGACAGAAGGGUGAUGAAGUGCUGACCGUCAUUAAAACCAAGGCUCAGUGGCCGGCAUGGCAGCCACUCAACCUGCGAGCAGCUCCCUCGGCAGAGUUUUCUGUGGAUCGGACCCGGCAUCUUAUGUCCUUCCUCACUAUGCUUGGGCCAAGCCCAGACUGGAAUGUGGGGCUGUCAGGAGAGGAUCUCUGCACCAAGGACUGUGGCUGGGUCCAGAAACUUGUGGCAGACCUCAUCCCAUGGGACGCAGGCACAGACAGCGGUGUCACAUAUGAGUCACCAAACAAGCCCACCGUUCCUCAGGAGAAAAUUCGACCUUUGACCAGCCUGGAUCAUUCUCAAAGCCCGUUCUAUGACCCAGAAGGUGGGGCCAUUACUCCUGUUGCUCGGGUAGUUGUGGAACGUAUUGCAAGGAAGGGGGAGCAGUGUAAUGUGGUUCCAGACACCAUUGAUGACAUAGUGGCUGACAUUGGACAGGAGGAGAAGGUGGAAGACGACACACCAGAGACGUGCAUCUACUCCACUUGGUCUCCCUGGUCAGCCUGUAGCAGCUCGACGUGCGACAAAGGUCGCAGGAUGAGACAAAGGAUGCUGAAGGCUCAGCUGGAUCUCAGCGUACCUUGUCCACACACCCAGGACUUCCAGCCCUGCAUGGCCCCGGGAUGCAGUAUGGAGGAGCCUUCAACGUGCAUGAUGUCAGAGUGGAUCAGCUGGUCUGCCUGCAGUGUUUCCUGUGGGAUGGGGAUGAGGUCCAGAGAGCGAUACGUCAAACAGUAUCCGGAGGACGGCUCGCUCUGUCAGCUUCAGACUGAAGAGACUGAGAAGUGUGUUGUCAACGACGAAUGCUCUCCCAGCAGCUGUGUUGUGACAGAGUGGGCGGAGUGGGACCCCUGUAGCGUCACCUGCGGUCUUGGCAUGAGGAGACGGGAGCGAAUGGUGAAGAUGCCCCCUAUCGACGGAUCGAUGUGUAAAACUGAGGUUGCUGAGAUGGAGAAGUGUAUGAUGCCAGAAUGCCACACCAUCCCCUGUAUGCUGUCCCCCUGGUCGGACUGGAGUGAGUGUAGCGUGACGUGCGGCCGGGGAGUUCGAAAGCGUCAGCGGAUGCUGAAGUCUGAUCCUGCUGAGUGCACAGAGGAGCUGGAACAAACAGAGAAGUGCAUGCUGCCUGAGUGUCCGAUUGACUGCAUGAUGUCAGAGUGGUCGGAGUGGUCGGAGUGCAACAAGUCCUGCGGUAAAGGACACACCAUCCGCACCCGCAUGAUCAAACUGGAGCCGCAGUUUGGGGGCAGUUCUUGUCCCGAGACCAUCCAGAGGAAGAAAUGCAAGAUCAGGAAGUGUCGUACAAAAGGAGGAGGCGGGAGUAAGCCCAAAGGACCAGCUCCAGCUGCGUGCCGCAUGCAGCCAUGGACCAGCUGGACUGAAUGCACUAAACCAUGCGGAGGAGGAUUACAGGAGCGGUUCCGGACGGUGAAGAGAAGGGCAAAGGGCAACUGCAAGGACCGGCGGGAGAUUCGUGCCUGUAACAACCAACCCUGCUAGGGGGCACUACUGAGCAACGGAGGGAAAAGGAGCACUGCGAAUAAAAGAAACAAUUCAUUCAUGACAGAAAUAAAAAGAAGGGAGAAAAUUUGGCAAGUUUGUAACUUUCAAAAGGAAGUAAAUUGGUGAGGAGGCAGAACCUAAGGAAGCAGAUAGGAUGGGAAAGAAGGAGAAGUUUUGAUGUUUAGUGAAGCCAUUGUAGAAAUUAGUUAAAAGGAAUGGUUUUAAUUUUAGAACAGAAAGAAAGUAUUAGACAUUAAUGUUUGUGUCCUGCAAAAAUGCUGUCAGGGAAAUAACCAAAAAGCUCUGCUCACCUCAGAAGAACAAAAACUCUCCCAUUAUCUGCAAUAUUGGUUUUAAACUAUGCUGACAUCAAAAAACUAUAUCAAAUAUAUUAACCGUAUAUAAGAAAGAUAAUCUGAUCUUUAACAAAAGUUAUUGACCUGUAAAGAUACUUUUCCACACAGACUAAGCUAAAUUGUUUUGAUGAAAAUCACGUGUAAACUAGAAAAAUUAUAUAGCAAUGUGUAAAAAUGUCUUCAAUUAAGUGUAUUUACCCUUUAUCAUCUGACUAGGCAAAUGAGAGAGUUUGCCAAUGGAAUGAGUAUUUUUACAUACUUAGAUAAUAUGCACCUAAAAUAAGACGAUGCAAUUGUGUUUUCUUAUUUUAAAUGUAAAUUGUCUUAUUCCAUUGGCAAAAUGUCUCUUUUACCUCCUCAUUCCAAGAACAAAUGCACUUAUUUUAAGAAAAAUGACUUAUCUAGAUUUCGAUUUUUUUCCAGUGUAAAAUGUGCAGCACAUGAUGGUCUAUUAUGUAGCAAACUAUUUCUAGAUCGCUCCCCAAUGUAAGCAAUCUGAAAAAAAAAAAGCAGUUGGCUGUAAUUUGUUUUAUUUCUGAGAGGAGAAUAGAACAGCUACGGGCAAACAUUUCACAUUUAAAACAGGGCAUCAAUGCUAGUGGUGCAAACCUUUCCAUCCAACUCACAGCAGGCGAGCUAAUAAAGCUAAUUACCAGAAACAAGCGAUUCAUUUCAAAUGGGAUUCUCUUGGUUUCAGUUUGUCUUGGUUUGGAAGAGCUUUCUAUAAAACUCAUCAUCUCUAGGGCUUUUUGCAGGACAUAAAUACAUAAUUUAGGGCUCCAAAAUGUACUGUAAAACUAUCUAACCACACUUAUAAAA